CCGAGCAACUCGUAGCCCGGAAGCAGUACCCCGUCUCGCUCGGUUCCGCGGCGGCCGCGCUCCGGGAGACUUCCGGCAGGGCGGGCGCGGGGUCUUGGCGAACGGUCUUCGGAAGCGGCGGCGGCGCGAUGACCACGCUACGGGCCUUCACCUGCGACGACCUGUUCCGCUUCAACAACAUUAACUUGGAUCCACUUACAGAAACUUAUGGGAUUCCUUUCUACCUACAAUACCUCGCCCACUGGCCAGAGUAUUUCAUUGUUGCAGAGGCACCUGGUGGAGAAUUAAUGGGUUAUAUUAUGGGUAAAGCAGAAGGCUCAGUAGCUAGGGAAGAAUGGCACGGGCACGUCACAGCUCUGUCUGUUGCCCCAGAAUUUCGACGCCUUGGUUUGGCUGCUAAACUUAUGGAGUUACUAGAGGAGAUUUCAGAAAGAAAGGGUGGAUUUUUUGUCGAUCUCUUUGUAAGAGUAUCUAACCAAGUUGCAGUUAACAUGUACAAGCAGUUGGGCUACAGUGUAUAUAGGACGGUCAUAGAGUACUAUUCGGCCAGCAACGGGGAGCCUGAUGAGGACGCUUAUGAUAUGAGGAAAGCACUUUCCAGGGAUACUGAGAAGAAAUCCAUCAUACCAUUACCUCAUCCUGUGAGGCCUGAAGACAUUGAAUAACCCUGGGCAGUGGUUCUUAGGCAGAUACUCUAGAUGCUUUAUGGACAAUAUUAUUUUCAUUGGAUGAUUCUGGAGCUCUAUUAGGAGAAAAGUAAUCAUUUUAGGUCUUAAAGACUUCAAGAAAAUACAGGUUAUCAAUUUAUUUUAAAUCUCAUUGUUUCCAGUUAGCAAUAUCAUACCUAUUAAAGCUGUUCAUUGUAACAAAAUUCAAUCAAAAAGGCAGCUAGGUCAGAAGGAAACAUACCACUCUCAUGGUUCAUAGUAUUCACUGUAUGUAUGCUAGGGAAAAGACUUGCUCCAGUCUCCUCCUCAAUUCUGUGCCUGAGAACCACUGCUGCAUAUAUUUGUUUUUAAAUUUUGUAUUGAACUGUUAAUUGAAGCUUUAAAAGCAUAUAUGAAAUGUAUAAAUCUAAGAUGUAUAAUACAUUGUUGACUCUA
Molecule: messenger RNA, 1103 nt
Organism: Pan troglodytes (chimpanzee)
Lineage: Eukaryota; Metazoa; Chordata; Mammalia; Primates; Hominidae
Gene: NAA20
Product: N-alpha-acetyltransferase 20, NatB catalytic subunit
Exons: 6
Coding region: 129-665 (178 amino acids)
Biological process (GO): N-terminal peptidyl-methionine acetylation
Cellular component (GO): NatB complex
Molecular function (GO): protein-N-terminal amino-acid acetyltransferase activity
Source: RefSeq, a predicted model, not a curated record